Molecule: messenger RNA, 1968 nt
Organism: Talaromyces marneffei
Lineage: Eukaryota; Fungi; Ascomycota; Eurotiomycetes; Eurotiales; Trichocomaceae
Exons: 1
Coding region: 1-1968 (655 amino acids)
Cellular component (GO): Set1C/COMPASS complex
Molecular function (GO): protein binding; transcription cis-regulatory region binding
Source: RefSeq, a predicted model, not a curated record
AUGGCGUUCACCCAGCAUGGGAUCGGUUCCUCAGCUGCCUCUUCAGGAAUCAACUCCCCAGCUCCAAGUGUCCCAACUGUGACCGACGCGCAAACAUCCAAAGCUUCGCCCGCUCCCAGUGUCCCUACCACAACAGGCGAACAACGAUCCAAGCGAAAUAAACGAGACAGUCGCAAAAAGCGUGAGGCCAAGGGACUCGAUACAGAUGUCGCUGCGCCGCCUCCUCGAAAAAAGGCAGCUCUAGCGGCUGCAGCUUCGGGGAGACCGUCUAACUUGUUGUCUAUGCUUAGACCUGCGCUGCUAGCUGAGCCUCGAACGUCAGAUUUAAACCCACCGCAACCCAGACAGAUGAACUACUUGUGUAGCAAGUCGUCGAAUAUUAUAGGACAGAGCUGGGAUUUUUAUGAGGUGGUUGAUAAACUCACCAACAAGAACGGGUUUCGAUAUAGCUACGCGAUUUCCGAUCCAAAUUUUACGAAUAUAAAAUAUCGACAGACUGAUGUGGCGCCUUAUCAUGCUCGUUUUAGCUUUGAGGAUUCACCCUCGGCAAUUGCGUUUACAAAAGACGCUUUGGCAGUUACGACGACUGAUGCAUGGCAUUCUGCUCGAGCGAAUGUUUGUGCGCGAGAAGGUGCAUAUUAUUACGAAGCGAAAGUGAUUAGUGGUAUUGUUAGUGAUCCACAGCCUACCGCGACCGAGGGAAACACUUCUACUGCUCCUUCCAGAGGCCAUGUCCGGCUUGGAUUUGCGCGACGAGAAGCAGAACUAGACGUUAACGUUGGAGUUGACUGUUAUGGAUAUGGCAUACGUGAUGUGAACGGCGAGGUCAUCAAUCGGAUGCGUUGUGAACACUUUUUUGACAAAGGCGAGAAUAUCGCCGAGGGCGACGUCAUCGGUCUCCUUAUAACGCUACCUCCUCUAUCAGUCCAUAAAAAGGUUGUCGAAGGAACAUACGACCCGCCUCCCGAGAAACAAACCACCAAUUCCCCUACAGUCACAAACUUCAUUCGAGACCGGGUACCGUUUCACCUCAAAUCCGAUUUCUGUUGGCAACAAUCCAACAUAUACCCAUCAAAACAACUCCGCGACUACGCCUUUAAUCUAAAAGAAACGCCAACAUUCGGACCUCCAUCUCCAUUCAACAGCGAAGACCCAUCACUGCGCACUUUACCUGGUUCGAGUAUCACCAUAUUCAAAAACGGCGUGAAAAUGGGCACACCAUUCAAAGAACUCUUUGCAUUCUUACCUCCAGCCAGCCGACUCACAAACGGCACCAAUAAUUUGGGUAUAGGUGAACGCGAGAAUGGAGAUGAUGGCAUGAUUGGCUAUUUCCCUACAGUCAGCUGUUAUGGUGGUGGAGCUGUUGAAUGCAGAUUUGAGCCUCCGUGGUGGUUUGGCCCUCCGCCUGUUGUUGGGGGGGAGGAUGAUAUAAAGGACGAAAAGGAUGAAGACCAGAAGAUUCAGGAGAGAACGACUGUUGUGAAACCCUUUGGCGAGCGUUUCAAUGAUCAGAUCGUGGAAGAUAUUGUGGCCGAUAUAAUCGAUGAAAUUGAAGCAAGCAUGUUAUGGGGCAGUGAGACUCUGGAUAAUGACAUGCCUUCAACAGGCACAAAUGACGCCGGCGCUGCUACCACGAAAACAAAUGCCAAAAACCCUCGUCCUAGUCCUGGAAACACGUCUGCCGCUGCUGCCCCGACAGUAAUAAGCACCGAAUUCGUGAAUGGCUCGCCAUCAACCGUCGUGCCUGCAACCGGCGAGCAAACUGUGGAUGUUGUGCAACAGAGUGUUGGCGCGGUCUAUCAAGCUGACAUGUCGGCGACUGAUGCGCCGCCUACUGUUACAGUGAGUGAAGACACGCAAGGGCAAGAGGCGAGUACAGAAGCGAAUGGGGAUGAGGAUCACCAUAUGUCUGGUAUAGAUUCGGAGGCUGCAACUGGACAGCAUGAUGAGGAUGUUGAGAUGACUUAG